Molecule: messenger RNA, 588 nt
Organism: Lodderomyces oxycetoniae
Lineage: Eukaryota; Fungi; Ascomycota; Pichiomycetes; Serinales; Debaryomycetaceae
Exons: 1
Coding region: 1-588 (195 amino acids)
Biological process (GO): chromatin remodeling
Cellular component (GO): Ino80 complex
Source: RefSeq, a predicted model, not a curated record
AUGGUUGCGGCUAGGAGAUUAUGGGUGAGGUUAAAAGUUCCUCUGAAAUAUUUGACAACAUUGCCAAAGUUUGCUACUUUUGUAUCAAAGACACAACUACGGAAAUUGGCACAAGCGGAAAGGCGAGCGGCAAGUGGCAGUUCAUCAACAACAAACCUGCAAAAAUCGUCACCGGCGCCUCCAGAAACCAACCUGAAUAAUGCUGGGCUGGCUAAUAAUAAUAAUAACAACAACAAUGGUGGUAUAGGUGGUGUAGGUGGUGGUGGUGUGGGAACCGCAUCAGGCGGUGCGUCAAAUAUUAGUCAAUAUAAAAUUAAUGCAGGACUUAAAGAGUCCUCAACAUCAGGAUUGACAAUGAAUAGUAUAAACAGCGCGCUAUAUACUUUGGAUAAAUCGGGAAAACCAUGUAAGCGAUGGGUGAAAAAAACAAAACUGUUCAAGACAUUUACUGGGUUCAAGAUGAAAUAUACUGUAUAUGAACCUAAACCUGCACCACCUACACAGGUUGGAGAAGAAAAGAGUACAAAAGUUGACGCUAGAGUCGUUAAAGCUGAGCAAAAUGAAGAUGUAGCUACUGUUACCAGUUGA